UGAGCCUUUAUUAGUCGGGAUCGUUUGGAUCUUAUCUCGCAUAUGACACUCGGUGGAAGAAAGAAAGACAGACUGGAAGAAAGAGGGGAUUAUCUAUUAACUGCCUUCCUAUCUGCUGAUUCCUGACACGGGGAGAGCCUCAUCUCUUAUCUCGCCCCUUUAUCCUCCCUCUUCCACACACGGAUGGACGAGUAGCCCUAUCUGCACUUUCACCACUAUCUGCCCAUCACAUCUAUUGUCUCUCCAUCGCGCGCUGGGAUCGCAGGAGGGGGGAAGAAGCUGAUCCUUGCUCAGAUUAUUUUUUUUAAUCACCCGAUCAGUUCACCUCACCGGCCUUUACCGGGGUCUUCUGCAUGGCGAGACUUGGACUGUUUUGAUCCGCUGAAAUAUUUUUUCCCCCUUGAUUGACACUUGACCCCUGUGUUGUGAUUCCCAUGUUGCAACUUCGCGGCUGAAAAGUGAAACCAGUAGAGUUUUUGUUUUGUUUUCUCAAUUUUCCGACGGCCUCCUGUUGAUGCGAUAUAUAUAUAUAGCCUGUAUAUAUAUAUAAAAAAAUCUGAUGGUUGUUUGGCCAGUGGAAUAUGAGUUAAUUUGGAGUUGAGGCUCCGCUCAAGAGCUUUCAAGAUCAUUUCAAGAGAUUUUUGCAUCGCAACUCUUUGUCCAGGUACCAUAACGAGGAGUAACCGCUUAUUUCAGAGUGUGAAAAUGAUGCUGAGUCCGGACCAGGCCGAGGCGGACCUCUCCUGGACGCAGUCCGACCCGGAGACCGUGCUCAACGGCAUCAAGUCAGUCGGCUGCGCGUCGGACGAGCCAGUGGACGGGGAGGCCAAGGCCAAGUGCCUGGCUCAGCAGCCGCUCAGCAGGGAGGAGAAGAGGCGGAGGAGGCGGGCCACGGCCAAGUACCGCUCGGCCCACGCCACCAGAGAGCGGAUCCGGGUGGAAGCCUUCAACGUGGCCUUCGCGGAGCUGAGGAAAUUACUGCCCACCUUGCCCCCGGACAAGAAACUCUCCAAGAUCGAGAUCCUCAGACUGGCAAUAUGCUACAUCUCCUAUCUCAAUCACGUAUUGGAUGUCUAAAAAAAUUAACCCCCUUUCCUCCUUAUUUUCCCCUUAACAAGUGGUUUGGUUUGGGUGUUAAAUUGGGCGUCAGUUUGGUGUAUGGCAAGGUUGGUAAACGUUGACCAAUAAGGGAUUUUAUCUUGAAAACCAAUAUAGGCCUACCGAUAUUUUUGUAGCUUGCUGGAGUUGCAGUUGGUCAAUAUCUUUAAGUUUCACCAUUUCCAUGUCAAAAAAGAAGAAGAAAAACAGGUUAGAGUCCAGCCUAGAAUUUUAUUCUUGUCAGCCCAUGAAACAGUGUUGAUUAACCAUCAUGGAACGAUAAAAACUGAGCACUGAAACCCAGAUGAUCAAGGCAAGGUUGAUAAGCUGCAAGGCAC
Myripristis murdjan (pinecone soldierfish) is the source of this 1436-nucleotide messenger RNA. RefSeq names its product helix-loop-helix protein 2-like. The record is from RefSeq and is a predicted model, not a curated record. Gene Ontology annotation, biological process: regulation of transcription by RNA polymerase II. Gene Ontology annotation, molecular function: protein dimerization activity; RNA polymerase II cis-regulatory region sequence-specific DNA binding; DNA-binding transcription factor activity, RNA polymerase II-specific. NCBI's taxonomy places the organism in Eukaryota, Metazoa, Chordata, Actinopteri, Holocentriformes, Holocentridae. The coding region runs from base 706 to 1077 and encodes 123 amino acids. The transcript has 2 exons.